AUGAGGGCGAAGCCCAGGAGGAAGGAGCAGGUGAGCAGCGCGACAUGCCCGCUGGAGUCAACGUGGCCGACCCUACGCAGGCGCGUGUUGGAGAGAAGAGCGGAGGCGGGCUGCGGUUGCCAGAUCAACGUCGGACCCAAGAUGGGAGGCGCAGCGGCGGGGUACGCUCACCCGAUCUGCGUCAGCGCUGUGACGGGAGGCGGGGAGGCGGAUCGCAUUUGCCGGAUCCGCGUCAGCAUCGUGAAGGGAGGCGAGGAGGCGGCUUGGGUUUGCCAGAUCCACGCCAACAUCGUGACGAGAGGCGGGGAGGCGGCUCGCGCUCGCCAGAUCCGCGUCAGCAUUGUGCCAGGAGGCGGGGAGGCGGCUCACGUUUGCCAGAUCCGCGUCAGCAUCGUGGCGGGAGCCGUGGAGGCGGCUCGCGUUUGCCAGAUCCGCGUCAGCAUCAUGACAGGAGGCAGGGAGACGGCUCGCGUUCGCCAGAUCCACGCCAGCAUUGUGACGAGAGGCGGGGAGUCAGCUCGCGCUCGCCCAGGAAUACGUCAGCGCCAUGAGGGAAGGUGGGGAGGCGGGUCUCGCUCGCCCGAUCUGCGACAGCACCGUGACAAGAGGCGAGGAGGCGGGUUUCGCUCGCAAUAUCAGUAUCAGCAACGCGAUGGAGGACGUACUGGCGAGUUGGGCUCACCGGGGACGAGACGGCAGUACGAUGGGAGGUCAAGGGCCGAGGAACGGUCGCCUGACCUGAAAUGCGGAAGGCAAGGGGAAGGAUGGGCACUGGCACGUUACUCGCCAAAGAGGCAAUGGGGGCAGAAAGGAGCAAGGAUGGGUGCAGAGGAGAUGUGA
Messenger RNA from Closterium sp. NIES-65, 840 nucleotides. Lineage: Eukaryota; Viridiplantae; Streptophyta; Zygnematophyceae; Desmidiales; Closteriaceae. The record is from the annotation of a GenBank genome assembly.